Suncus etruscus (white-toothed pygmy shrew) is the source of this 2477-nucleotide messenger RNA. RefSeq names its product X-prolyl aminopeptidase 1 (gene XPNPEP1). Gene Ontology annotation, molecular function: metalloaminopeptidase activity. The record is from RefSeq and is a predicted model, not a curated record. The coding region runs from base 3 to 2060 and encodes 685 amino acids. The transcript is spliced from 22 exons. Lineage: Eukaryota; Metazoa; Chordata; Mammalia; Eulipotyphla; Soricidae.
GAAUGGCAGCCUCCAGGAAGGCACCGCGAGGAAGGGAAAGUCACCCGGAUCUUCAGCUGAAAAAUUUAAGGAUAAUUGAGCCUAACGAGGUGGUGACACACUUAGGAGACUCAGGUGUGGGAUCAGAGCUGGUGGCUCCAACGCUGAUUUUAUUAGGAUCACAGAUUCUCAGGGACUUUGGUGGCAGAAUGGCCCCUAAGAUAACAUCAGAGCUGCUCCGGUUGCUGAGGCAAGCCAUGAGGAACUCCGAGUAUGUAACAGAACCCAUCCAGGCCUAUAUCAUCCCAUCAGGAGAUGCCCACCAGAGUGAAUACAUUGCUCCAUGUGAUUGUCGGCGGGCCUUUGUCUCUGGAUUUGAUGGCUCUGCGGGCACAGCCAUCGUCACAGAAGAGCAUGCUGCUAUGUGGACCGAUGGGCGCUACUUUCUCCAGGCUGCCAAACAGAUGGAUAGCAACUGGAUGCUCAUGAAGAUGGGUCUGAAGGACACACCGACCCAGGAAGAUUGGCUGGUGAGUGUCCUUCCUGAAGGAUCCAGAGUUGGUGUGGACCCACUGAUUAUUCCUACAGACUACUGGAAGAAGAUGGCCAAGGUUCUGAGAAGCGCUGGCCACUACCUCAUUCCUGUCAAGGAGAACCUUGUGGACAAGAUCUGGACAGACCGUCCUGAGCGACCAUGCAGGCCCCUUCUCACAUUGGGCCUGAAUUACACAGGCAUCUCCUGGAAGGAUAAGGUUGCAGACCUUCGCGUGAAAAUGGCUGAGAGGAACAUCGUGUGGUUUGUGGUCACUGCCCUGGAUGAGAUUGCAUGGCUUUUCAAUCUCCGAGGCUCAGAUGUGGAACACAAUCCAGUAUUUUUCUCCUACGCAAUCAUAGGACUAGAGACCAUCAUGCUCUUCAUUGAUGGCGACCGCAUAGAUGCUCCUAGUGUGAAGGAGCAUCUGCUGCUUGACUUGGGCUCGGAACCCGAGUUCAGAAUCCAGGUGCUUCCCUACAAGUUCAUCCUGAAUGAGCUCAAGACCCUGUGUGCCAACCUCUUGUCAAGGGAGAAGGUGUGGGUCAGUGACAAGGCCAGCUAUGCUGUGAGCGAGGCCAUCCCCAAGGAGCACCGCUGCUGUAUGCCUUACACCCCCAUCUGCGUUGCCAAGGCCGUGAAGAAUUCUGCUGAGUCUGAAGGCAUGAGGCAGGCUCAUAUUAAAGAUGCUGUUGCCCUCUGUGAACUCUUUAACUGGCUGGAGAAAGAGGUGCCCAAAGGUGAUGUAACAGAGAUUUCAGCUGCUGACAAGGCAGAGGAAUUUCGAAGGCAACAGGCUGACUUUGUGGAUCUGAGCUUCCCAACGAUAUCCAGCACAGGACCCAAUGGUGCCAUCAUUCAUUAUGCGCCAGUCCCAGAGACAAAUAGGACCUUGUCACUUGAAGAGGUGUAUCUCAUUGACUCAGGUGCUCAGUACAAGGAUGGAACCACAGAUGUGACUCGGACCAUGCACUUUGGGACCCCCACGGCCUAUGAGAAGGAGUGCUUCACUUAUGUCCUCAAGGGCCACAUAGCUGUGAGCGCAGCCAUUUUCCCAGCCGGAACCAAAGGCCACCUUCUUGACUCCUUUGCACGCUCAGCUUUAUGGGAUUCUGGCCUGGAUUACCUGCAUGGGACAGGGCAUGGUGUUGGUGCUUUUCUGAAUGUUCACGAGGGUCCUUGUGGGAUCAGCUAUAAAACAUUCUCUGAUGAGCCUUUGGAGGCAGGCAUGAUUGUCACUGAUGAACCGGGAUACUAUGAAGAUGGGGCUUUUGGAAUUCGUAUUGAGAAUGUUGUCCUGGUAGUUCCUGUAAAGACCAAGUAUAACUUCAGUAACCGGGGAAGCCUGACCUUUGAACCUCUCACUUUGGUUCCGAUACAGACCAAAAUGAUAGACGUGGAUGCUCUUACAGACAAAGAGUGCGACUGGCUCAACAACUAUCACCUGACCUGCCGGGAUGUGAUCGGGACAGAGCUGCAGAAGCAGGGUCGCAUUGAAGCCCUGGAGUGGCUCAUCAGAGAGACACAGCCCAUCUCCAAACAGCACUAACAUGUCUGCCACCUCCACCCCUGGGUUAUCUAGUCCAACGCUCUGGAGAAAGGAAGACUGGGCGACCCAGGACUGUCCUCCUCUUUCCUUCUUCCCCUCCCUCUUUACUUUGAAAAGAACUGAGAAUCUUAUCUUUUUUCCUAUUUUCUUGCAAAUACUUGAUCUUUGAUGAUUUUUAAAAAAAAAAUUGUUGGGUGCGAGCCAUGAAUAAAAUCACUGCACCAGAAAGUCGGGUCCCCACAGGGCUGGACACUCAGUCAGGGAGACACUUGAGCCGCUACAGAGAGUUCUCUGGCCCAUGAGGCAAGACAAGGAGUUCUCUGGGCCGGCCAUGUUCCAGGUGCUAGUACAUUCUUCAUGAUCACCUCACUGCUCAUGAGACUUAUUAAUGAUCAGCAAAUAAAAUGUCAAAACUUU